Messenger RNA from Epinephelus moara (kelp grouper), 1510 nucleotides. It is a transcript of the gene fynb, whose product is annotated as FYN proto-oncogene, Src family tyrosine kinase b. The record is from RefSeq and is a predicted model, not a curated record. Gene Ontology annotation, cellular component: extrinsic component of cytoplasmic side of plasma membrane. Gene Ontology annotation, molecular function: ATP binding; signaling receptor binding; non-membrane spanning protein tyrosine kinase activity. The transcript has 12 exons. Lineage: Eukaryota; Metazoa; Chordata; Actinopteri; Perciformes; Serranidae. The coding region runs from base 227 to 1510 and encodes 427 amino acids. Gene Ontology annotation, biological process: innate immune response; T cell receptor signaling pathway; cell differentiation.
UAACGCCAUCACACGCAGUGGCUACGACGAGCAGCACGGCGACAUCAGGGCCACCACAGCAGCGCAGUCUUUAUCACUGUCAAACCGUUUCAUCAUAACGGGGAUGGAAUACACAGCUGCGGAUUAUUAGACGCGUUUAAACAGGGCCUCUGUUUUGGCGGCGCACAAAGCAAUGUGGAGGAAAUAAAGAAAAUCCUGAUACGCUGAAAACCAGAGACUAUAGAUAAUGGGCUGUGUGCAAUGCAAGGAUAAGGAAGCAACCAAACUCACAGACGACAGAGACACCAGCAUCUCCCAGGGAGCGGGCUACCGCUAUGGGGCCGACCCCACGCCGCAGCACUACCCCAGCUUCGGGGUCACCGCCAUCCCCAACUACAACAACUUCCACGCCCCCGUCGGACAGGGGAUGACCGUCUUCGGUGGGGUCAGCACUUCCUCUCACACUGGAACCCUGAGGACUCGUGGUGGGACAGGAGUCACCCUCUUUGUGGCACUUUAUGACUACGAGGCGCGGACAGAAGACGACCUCAGCUUCAGGAAAGGAGAAAGGUUCCAGAUUAUCAACAGCACUGAAGGGGACUGGUGGGAUGCUCGCUCGCUCACCACCGGUGGCAGUGGCUACAUUCCCAGUAAUUACGUGGCUCCAGUGGACUCCAUCCAGGCUGAGGACUGGUACUUUGGGAAACUGGGCCGUAAGGAUGCAGAGAGGCAACUGCUGUCCACUGGUAAUCCUCGAGGAACGUAUCUCAUCCGGGAGAGUGAAACCACAAAGGGUGCCUUCUCCUUGUCCAUACGGGACUGGGACGAUGUGAAAGGUGAUCAUGUCAAGCAUUAUAAGAUCCGCAAGCUGGACAGUGGCGGCUACUACAUCACCACCAGGGCUCAGUUUGACACGCUGCAGCAGCUGGUUCAGCACUACUCAGACCGAGCCGCCGGGCUCUGCUGUCGCCUGGUGGUUCCCUGUCACAAAGGGAUGCCACGCCUCGCCGACCUGUCUGUUAAAACCAAAGACGUGUGGGAGAUCCCGCGGGAGUCGCUGCAGCUCAUCAAGCGUCUUGGGAAUGGGCAGUUUGGGGAGGUCUGGAUGGGAACGUGGAACGGCACCACCAAGGUGGCGGUGAAGACUCUGAAGCCUGGCACCAUGUCCCCCGAGUCCUUCCUGGAGGAGGCUCAGAUCAUGAAGAAACUCCGCCAUGACAAGCUGGUGCAGCUGUACGCUGUGGUGUCUGAGGAGCCCAUCUACAUCGUCACGGAGUACAUGGGCAAAGGAAGCCUGCUGGACUUCUUGAAGGACGGAGAGGGACGAGGGUUGAAGCUGCCGAACCUGGUGGACAUGGCAGCACAGGUGGCGGCAGGCAUGGCCUACAUCGAGAGGAUGAACUACAUCCACAGAGACCUGCGCUCCGCCAACAUCCUGGUGGGAGACAACCUGGUGUGCAAGAUCGCCGACUUCGGCCUUGCCAGGCUCAUCGAAGACAAUGAAUACACCGCUCGGCAAGGAUUUGACUGA